This is a messenger RNA of Orbilia oligospora ATCC 24927, 327 nucleotides long. RefSeq lists its product as uncharacterized. NCBI's taxonomy places the organism in Eukaryota, Fungi, Ascomycota, Orbiliomycetes, Orbiliales, Orbiliaceae. The coding region runs from base 1 to 327 and encodes 108 amino acids. The record is from RefSeq and is a predicted model, not a curated record. Gene Ontology annotation, biological process: mitochondrial respiratory chain complex I assembly. The transcript is spliced from 3 exons.
AUGGCGUCAGGAUACGGUGCCACCGGCGGUGUAACACCCUGCUUCCCUUUCUGGCAAGAUUUCCUGGCCUGCUACAUCAUGAACACGACGAAAUACUCCGACGCCGGAAAACUACUUUGCCGGCCUUAUCGCGACGAUUAUUACGAGUGUUUGCAUCAUACUAAGGAGAUGGACAAAGUCGUCAAAAUCAACGACGCAAUCCGCCGCUACGAAAUGGGUCUAGGUCACGUCCGUGACGACGCAGCAAUGAAGAAAUUAGGUUUAGUAAAAGGCUCUUACGAUUCCAGUAAGACAACGGUUAACCCCGGUGGUCCUUGGAAACACUAA